Molecule: messenger RNA, 1029 nt
Organism: Beta vulgaris subsp. vulgaris (sugar beet)
Lineage: Eukaryota; Viridiplantae; Streptophyta; Magnoliopsida; Caryophyllales; Amaranthaceae
Exons: 1
Coding region: 22-717 (231 amino acids)
Source: RefSeq, a predicted model, not a curated record
UUUGGAGAACUGAAAUCCCAAAUGCCCUUUUUUCAGAAAAAAGAAAAAGAAAAAGAAAUUCUCUCUCUUCUUUCUUCUUCCUCAAACACUGAUACCACUUACUUUCUCUCUCCUCACACAACAAUGGCGGUUACUACAUCUCGCCAUCAACGUUCUCACUCACCUUCUGGAAGAUUCUGUUCAUCUACAAUAUCAUCAUCUUCUUCCUUCGCUUCAUCAUCUCCUACUUUCUCAUCUCAAUCUUCCUCUCUUUUACACCGAUCUUCUUCUCCAACAAGAAUAAGCAUAUACGGAUCUUCUCCUCAAACGACGUCGUCUUCCGUGAGAUUCUCCAUCAACAACAACCGAAACACAUCUCCAAACAGAUCGUUCUCCGCCGUUAAUCGAAAUCGAAAUCCAUUUCCAGCAGGAAAGAAGAAAACAUGUAUGUGUUCUCCAACAACACAUCCUGGUUCAUUCCGGUGUAAUUUCCACAAGAAUCUCGAAUCAAAACGACAGAAUACACCGUCGUAUCAGCCGAAUCGAUUGAAUAUGAGGAGAUCAGCGAUGACGAACUCUUUAGUGAGAAUCGGAAGUGUUGAAGGUGGUGAAUCGGUGAAACGUGCUCUUUCUAUGUUGAUUCGUCCGUGCGCGCACCAGCAAAGAAGGAGAGGUGAUUUUCAACCUCGUCCGAGUCGACUCAGUGUCAUGUCUAAAGCUGAAGAUGAAGAUCAUUGAAGAAACCUUUCAAUCUAUCUGACCAAAAUUUCGAGUUUUCUUUUGUUAUGUUGUUGUUGUUAUUAUUAUGUACAGGAGCGGCGGAGCGACCGAGUUGGCUCACCGAGUUGCGGAUCGGUUUGACUCACUGAGUUUCAUACCGAGUUGUCUGUCUUGCCGAGUUUUUGUCUUUUUGUGUAUAGAAAUAUCAAGAUCGGAAUAUAAUUUUUUUUUUUUGUUUAUUAAAUAUUAAUUUCUUGAUCUUUUCCUUGGACUGAAUAGUAGUACUUGUUGAAAUGAUUUCAAUGAAUUUGUUUAAUUUUACGCGUUUAA